Molecule: messenger RNA, 648 nt
Organism: Lonchura striata (white-rumped munia)
Lineage: Eukaryota; Metazoa; Chordata; Aves; Passeriformes; Estrildidae
Source: RefSeq, a predicted model, not a curated record
AUGCUUCCAGGCUAUGGCAGUGACAGUGGUGUCCAGAGGUUAGAUAAAGAUAUUUAAAGAUCCACCAAGAAAUGGUAGAAAUGGGUGGACUCAACAUAUCCAGAAAAGGAGAAAAAAAGCUCUUUUCAGAAACUAGCAAUACUGUAUGACAGAAUAUCGUAUGCUCUGAGAAAUUGUGUGGAGAAAAAUCUUGGCUCAAGGUACUCGAAAAGCACAACAAUGGGUUUAGCAAAAUGCUAAGAAGAGAGCAGUCCAGCCACUCCUGUGUUUUUCAUCCUGUCUUCAGGACUAGACCCACUUGAAUAUCAUGAGACUGCAGGCAAAAAGAUUGGGUUCACUAUAGAUUCAGGAAGAUUUCAUAACAUCACUCUAGGACAAAAGCAGGAGAUGGUUGCAAAGGAGGCACUCAAGAAAGCUGCCCCACAUGGCCAUUGGGUUCUUUUCCAAGUGAUAGCUGAGUGGUUCAGAACCUUGGACAAACUCCUUCAGCAAUGUUAUCCUGAUUUCUGUGUCUUCAUCAGUGCUUUGCCAGCUCCAACCACAGAAGAGCACAUCAUUCCCCAAGGAAUACUAGAAAAUUCAAUUAAAAUUACUGGUGAACCUCCUGCAAGGAUGCUGGCUAAUUUCCAUGUGGUUUUGACCAGGUAA